CAUUCAUGCUCAAACACAACGAUAAACAUUUCCAGUCAGUGAUCGGAACAAUACCAAACCAAGAAGAACCGAAUAAGCACGGUAGGGGACAGUAACGACCAGGUGAGGCCCCAUCGAAUGUCCCCCCAGGCCAAAAGUAAUUCUUUGACCUAACCCUUGACUGUCAUCUUUGAGUAGAGACGGACUACCUCGGCUGGAUCCGACAGUAGUGUUUUUGUUUCGCCUUAUCGCACGGAAUACCCGUUUUUGAGUACCCUGCACGCUUUGGAUCAAGUUUGUUUUAAAUAUAACUAAUUUAAGUGCAAUAUCUUGCCAGAAAUUGAAUUUAAACUGUGGACUCCUAAAUAUGAAAAUCAAUUCAAACACCAUUAUCAACAGACUAGGAAGUUGGAAAAACCAAUUGUUAUCAGAAAAGGAAUAUAUUAAGUUGUCUUUUUUUUUUUUAUAGAUAAAGGCAUCAUAUCGUUGAUAUUCCGUUUUGAAAUAUGUUUGAAGAGGCUAAAAGGUUAAUUAACUAUAACAGAGAAUGACAGUGACGGAAAAACUAGCCGAUUCUAUAGACACGUUUUGUGAUUCCCCUAAAGAAUGCCGAGCAUGCCUCUUACUCACAGCCAUCGCAUGGUUUCUCCAUACCUUCCUGUCCUAUGGCACAGACAACUGGGUGGAACUGUCAGAGGGACCAACAGAGAGCAACCAAGGACUCUGGAACCACUGUAGCAAGUCCCUCAGUAACACAGACAUCACUUGUCGUGAAUCAGUCAGUUACUUCCUGAUGUACAGAAAUCAAGACGUACCGGCAUGGCUUCACGCUACCAGAUUCUUUCAAAGUAUUGGUCUCCUCAUGUCUCUUGCGUCAGUCGUGUCGUCCAUUUUCUGCACGUUCGUUAUUAUAACAGACAGAAAGAGAGACACUCAAGUUGCUGCAGUGGUAAUAAAUUUUGUAGCAGCCUGCAGUAUGUUAAUAGGAAGCAGUAUUUACGGUGGUCAAUACCGCUAUGCAGGGUGGCUGAAGGGCUACUAUCUGUCCUGGUCUUUUGCUUUCUCAAUUAUAGCCGGACUUGCUCAUAUAGUAUCCGGAUCUAUAUAUAUGUUUACAUUACCGAAUUCAGACUCCAUUCAAACGAUUUCAAAUAAUCAAACAACAAACCAAUCUCAACCACCCGGUGAAAUUGUUAACAACCGUGAUGUUCAUGUAAAUAUUCCGGUACCUUCAGCCCCGCCUGAUGCGUAUUUAUACUAUAUCCCGCCGUCCAAUGAAGAAUAUCAUCCACGAUAUCCUCCCAGAGGUUCUAUCAAUACACCACAACCUGCUAGCACCAAUCGACGACAAAAUCCCGCCUCCACCCAGAACACUGAAACUGAUACACAGAGCGAUGACGAUACCUGCAUUGUUUGCUUCGAUCAUCGUGUAGAAAUCCUACUUCGACCGUGCUAUCAUUUUAAUCUAUGUGAGGGAUGCUCUUUGCUCGUGACUCAGUGUCCAACAUGCAGAGGUAUCAUCCAAGAAAAAAUUAAGCCAUACCGAUAGCUUACAUGUUGACUAGUUGCGUCGUUGAUAAAGAUUAAUUUAUGUGCACCCCCUAAUCUAUAUAAAAAAAAUAAGUGGUUUUCGAAUGUGCCUAACAAGAUAGUUGAACAUAAUAGUGCAACGUUUUACUCAGGUGACCUAUAAUUGCAAUUGGUCUUCGUCCGUCGUCAUGCGAUGUGCGUCGUCCGUUUUGUGACUGCUUCUUAAAAAUACAAAGCCAAUUGUUACCAUUUUUGGUGUGAAACAUUUCUAUGGUAAGAGGAAUCAAUUUGAAAACUGAAAUUGAAAUCCAUGACUCUACCACCCCUGGGGCGCCAAUGAGACGGGACCAAAUAUACAAAAAAGCUAAAUUUUCAAAAAUCUUCUUCUCCACUUUAGCUCGUGUGGGGAAAAACUGAAUGCAUUGUAAUGAUGUCUAUGACGCCCUCUACCAAUACUGUAAAAUUCAUGGCUCUUGGGUCAGGAGUUCGGCCCCAGGGUGGGGCUAAAAUAGUCAUAUAUUAAAAGUGUACCAAAUCUUAGAAAAUCUUUUUCUCUACCUCCAUACACAUUUGAGAAAAACUAAAUACAUAGUUAUGACUUUGGAAAAGAGAAUGAAUGGAGUUGUCUAUCAAAAUUAAAAAUAUCAUGAAAGCAUUUGGCAAGAGUUUGGGUAGGGGGUGUUACAAUUAAUGGAAUUAUCUUCCCUUGUUCAUAUUUAAUUAUCAAUCAUUUUAAAAUAAUGUAAUUAAGAAGUUAAAAUAUUAAAGGAGUUAAACAAGUUUUUUUAUUUGUUAAAAAAACAAUCGGAACAGUUUUUUUAAAAAAGUUUUUGAAUAAACAGUAGACCUGUUUUAAAUAGAUAAGUAUAAAUUGCCUAUCCAAAAAUACUGAGGAGAGUGGUAGCGUAUCAGAACGUCUGAUUUUAAUCAGAUUGGUGUACAAUAAUUUUUAAUGAAUGCCAGAUGGUGUCAUUGCAUGAAUGAUUGAUAACUGAACAGGUAAAACAUUUGAAUUGAAAAAGCAAAAUAACUUAUCGGUGUUUUAAUAUGUUUUCUGUAUAUAUGUCCAAAGUGAGAGAUUGUCUGCCUGGUCCCUGGCGUUGGGAAUGGGGAUUGUUGUUGAUUUUAAUAAAACAUGUACAUGUAUACCAGACAUCUUAGUUUAUCUAUAAAAAUUUAUACAUUUGUAAACAUACAAUAAAGCGCAUUGAA
Magallana angulata is the source of this 2721-nucleotide messenger RNA. RefSeq lists its product as uncharacterized. Gene Ontology annotation, cellular component: membrane. Lineage: Eukaryota; Metazoa; Mollusca; Bivalvia; Ostreida; Ostreidae. The coding region runs from base 527 to 1528 and encodes 333 amino acids. The transcript has 5 exons. The record is from RefSeq and is a predicted model, not a curated record.